Prunus dulcis (almond) is the source of this 1061-nucleotide messenger RNA. Its product is annotated as universal stress protein PHOS32. NCBI's taxonomy places the organism in Eukaryota, Viridiplantae, Streptophyta, Magnoliopsida, Rosales, Rosaceae. The transcript is spliced from 6 exons. Bases 206 to 730 code for a protein of 174 amino acids. The record is from RefSeq and is a predicted model, not a curated record.
CAAUCCAACUACGCAAGCAAAGAAAUGGAACCCACACAUGUAGUCCCCUAUCAGCUGGCACCAAAACCGCGGCUCAUCGACCACCAACUCCUCAAAGGCCCCCAAACAAUCAAAAUCUACACCAAUCUGAAAAUCCUCGGAAACCCAGAUCACUAAAAAUUAGUCCUUCUCUUGCUUGAAAUUUGAAUUUGAAAUACAGUUUGUGAUGUCAUUGGAGGUGGUGAAGGAAGACGAAGAAGUUUACAGCUGGCGAGAAGUGAAGCUGGCGUCGAUCGCAGAGCUUGAGAGGGAGACGGCGGAGAGAAGGCGUGGCCGUGACAUAGUCAUCGCUGUGGAUCAUGGGCCCAACAGCAAGCACGCUUUCGAUUGGGCCCUUAUUCACUUUUGCAGGCUUGCUGAUACCAUCCAUCUUAUUCAUGCUGUUUCCAGUGUGAACAACGAGAUUGUUUACGAUGCAAGCCAGGUCCUUAUGCAGAAGCUUGCAAUUGAGGCAUUUGAAGUUGCCAUGGUGAGGACGAUUGCACGAAUUGUGCAAGGAGAUCCAGGUAAGGUAAUUUGCAAGGAAGCAGAGCGUGUAAAGCCUGCAGCUGUUAUCCUGGGUACCAGAGGCAGGGGCUUCAUUCAAAGUGUACUACAGGGAAGUGUCAGCGAGUAUUGCAUGCACAACUGUAAAUCAGCUCCUGUUGUAAUCGUUCCAGGGAAAGAAGCUGGAGACGAGUCAUUGAUCUAGCUAGUGGAACUCAUGGUAGGCUCAUGGCCACUGUCCCUCAUGUAGCGCUUGCUUGAACUUGUCUCUGAACCUUCAUCCAUCAGAGGGUCAACUUGCACUCUCCCAUCAAUUACAAGUAUGAUACGGCAUUUUCUGUAUUCCCAUGACAGCUAGAUUUGUCUUUCACUUCAAAUUGGGAUGGGGACAAUUUAUCUUGUAAAAGGGUCUUGAAUUGUGGCAGAUGACGGUUACACACCCUCGUCUUUAAAUGGGUACAAUAGUCCCCGGAGCAUAGACGACGGUAUUUUGUCAAUCUCGACAAUGAUAAAAAUCCGUCGUCUAUGAAUUUUUU